UCCUGUCUGUCCUGCCCUGCCCUGCUCUCUCCUGUCCUGUCGGCACUGACAGCUUCCAUCUGACCUGACUGACCUGUCCUGUCCUGCCCUGUCCUGUGCUCUCCUGUCCUGUCUGCCCUGUCCUGUUCUGUUCUGUCCUGUCCUGUGUUGUGCUCUCCUGUCCUGUCCUGCCGGCACUGACCAUUCCGUCCGACCUGCCCCGCAUCCAGCCACGUGCCCAGGAUCCCCCCACACCUUUCCCCACCUCACAGCAGGAUGCCCCCGGCCCGGCCCCUGCCGCGGGACGCGGAGCACCGGGAGCUCAGGGCCGGGCCAGCCGCCCCCGCAGAGCCUGGCCCGGGGCCUCGGCGCUGGGAGCCCCGGUGCUGGGCCGUGCCAGCGGCGGCUGCGGAUCUCAUCAGUGGUGGAGGCUGCCCGGGGGGACACCACGGGGGCAGGGCCGGCCUUGCCGUGCAGGCAGAAAGCGUCCGGCCGCGGGAUGGCGGGGAUGGCACUGCCCCUCUGCCUGAUCCUCGCUGCCGCCCUGCAGGGCGGCCUGACCCGAGCACCGGGGCCCCUGGCCCGCCCCGGGCCCCUGCUCCUGCGGCUGCGGCGCCUGGAGGAGCAGUUUCUCCGGCUCCAGGAGGUGACACUGAACCAUCUCCAGAGCAUCGCCAGCAACUACAACAUCUCCUACAACAUCGACGGACGUUUCCAGGCGCUGGCGGAGCAGGCGGAGGCGGCCGACGCCGCCCGGGCCGCCCUGGGUGCGGAGCUGGCCCGCCUGGCCACUGCUGGCCGGCGGCUGCGCCGCAGGCUGAAGAGGCUGGAGGGGACAGUGGGUGCCCUGAGCCCACACCGCCUGCUCACCCACCCGCCGGCCGCACCGCUGGAGGCUGGCACCGAACCGCACGGGCUGCCAGACGCCGCCCGCAGCCGGGGCAGGCAGCUGGAGCAGCAGCCACCGGGCCAGGCUGUCCUCAGCACCCCCAGCCCCCGCCGGCCGAAGACGAGGCGGUGGCAGCAGCACCGGCAGGAGGAAGGGCACUGGCUGCCGGCUGCUGCCGGGCCCGGUGGAGCGCCCGGGGAGGAUGAGGAGAGUCCUCGGGAUGCAGAACCAGCACCCCAGACCAUGGCAGCGGUGCUCCCCACCGUAACCACGGGUCCCCAGGAGCAGCCCCCAGCCCCCCGGCAGCCGGGAGAGGCCAGGCACGGCCCCCCCGCCCCGGUGCCCCCCUCCCCCGCCUGUCGCAUCGGUGCCGUCCUGCUCUUCCCCAACACCUCCGCCGAGCACGGGGCCGUCCUGGGGCUGGGGCCGCACCGGGGGCUGCGGGCGAUGUCACUCUGUGCCUGGCUGGCCACCCCAGCCCCUCGCCUCGGUGCUCUCCUCUCCUACGCCUCCGAGGACGGGCACAACGAGCUGGCCGUGCAUGGCCGCGGUGGGGAUCGCCCUGGCUCUGCACGUUUCAUCCUGGGGCACGGGCACUUUCGGGAGCUCCCGGUGGCGCCGCUCCUGGAUGGCAAAUGGCACCACCUGUGCCUCACCUGGUGCUCCGGCCAGGGCCAGUACCGCUUCUACGUGGACAGGAGGCUGCUGGCUGCCGGCUCCGGCUUCCAGCAGGGCUAUGAAAUUCCCGCUGGUGGCUCGCUUGUGCUGGGCCGGGGGCAGGACGGCCCCAGCAUGGAUCUGGGCACGGGAGAAGCUUUUGUGGGUCACCUGGCUGGCUUCGCUCUCUGGAGACGGGCCCUCCUGCCCGGGGAGGUGGCCAGAAUGGCGACCGGGCGGGGGCUGCCCCGAGGCCCCCUCCUCACGCUGGCCGAUGCCUCCUUGCGGGGCGGGGUGCGGAGGGCGGCGUGUCCCUGCCUCCAGCGCUGCCUUGGACGAGGCUGACAGCAGGAACGGUGGCGGCUACCAGCGGUCACGGCUGGCUCAUGGUGCCGCUCUCGACACGAGCUGAAUCCUCCCGGGGUGAAGGGACACCCAGCACGGAGGGCGUCUCAGGAGCGGCACCACCGGGGGGGAAAGGGGUCUUGGCAGCCAGAGCUGGGACCAAAGCCAGAGGUCGCCUGCUCCUAGAGGAUGUACAGCCCAUGGUUCCUAUUAAAAUGCUCCUAACGUUAGAGAAACCCAAUUUCUCUCUGUCCUGCUCAUUCACUGCAGCGCUCGGUGCCGCUCACAGCCGGCCAGGAGCUGCUCAGCGCGGGCAGCCGGAGCGGGUGGCGCUGCUCGUUCCCUGCCGCUGAGUCAGAGCAGGGGAAGCGGGGCACGGGACAGCCCGUGACCGGGGUGAGCCAGCGCCGCCGCCGCCGGUGCCGUGCGCUGCCCCGGCCCGCGGGGCUCCUCGGCGGGGCAGGGCUUUGACCCGAGCUGUGCUGCUCCGUAACGCGAAGCACACUCGCUCCCGAACGUCUGCUCUGCGGAGUUCUGUGCCGGGAGAGCUGGAGCAGCGUCGGCUCCGGCCGUUCCCUGAGCCCCUUGUUCCCGGGGACGGUGGGGCCGUGCUGCCGGCUGGCUGUGCGUGGGGCAGAGCCUCGCAACCUCUCGAGCCGCCGCCACCGGGGCCCCGCUCAGCCCGUCUAGUUCCAUUCCA
Molecule: messenger RNA, 2570 nt
Organism: Pyrgilauda ruficollis (rufous-necked snowfinch)
Lineage: Eukaryota; Metazoa; Chordata; Aves; Passeriformes; Passeridae
Gene: PTX4
Product: pentraxin 4
Exons: 2
Coding region: 479-1870 (463 amino acids)
Source: RefSeq, a predicted model, not a curated record